AGUUGAGCCUUGUAUCUUUACUUUAUCUCCCAAAACCCCUCCUCUCUUGCCACCUCUAUUUUAUUGUCUUAGGGAAAGAAAAAAACAACCAUGGGUUUUUCCCUAUUCGUUAAGGCAACAGCCUUUAUGAUCAUUACAUUGAUGUUUACUUCUGUCCCGUUUACACACUCUGUUCCCUUCGUAGUUUUUCAUGGUAUUAGUGACAAAUGCAGUAAUAAGGGAGUCAAACAGUUCACUGAGCUUUUAAGCAAGUGGUCAGGCAUUCAAGGACAUUGCAUAGAAAUUGGAGAUGGAGCAUGGGAUUCUUGGACUAUGCCCCUUCAAGAUCAGACGGAAAUUGCUUGUGAGAAGGUGAAGAGUAUGAGUGAACUGAGCGAUGGUUACAACUUAAUUGGACUUUCUCAGGGUAGCUUGAUUGCUCGAGGGGUUAUCGAAUUUUGUGAUGGGGGGCCUCCUGUGAAGAAUUUGAUUACGCUGGCAGGUAUCCAUGCUGGUAUCGCUUCAAUUCCUUUCUGUGGAUGCACCAUUGUAUGCGUUCUUUUGGAUAAUUUGAUCAAGUCAGAGAUCUACAGCAGUUAUGUUCAGGAACACUUGGCUCCCAGCGGUUAUAUCAAAAUCCCAACAGACAUUCCUGCCUACUUAAAAGGAUGUAGAUUCCUCCCCAAACUUAACAAUGAGAUCAAGAAUACCAGAAAUUCUACAUACAAGGAACGGUUCGCUAGCUUAGAGAACCUGGUUCUUAUCAUGUUUGAGCAAGAUACAGUUUUGGUACCGAAGGAAACCUCCUGGUUUGGAUAUUAUCCAGAUGGGUCCUUUGAUACUGUUUUACCUGCGCAAGAGACUCUGCUCUACACUGAAGACUGGAUCGGUUUGAAGACAUUGGAUGAAGCUGGAAAAGUUAAAUUCAUUAACGUGUCUGGGGGGCAUCUUGAUAUCUCGCAAACUGACAUGAAGAAAUACAUAUUGCCUUACUUGGAGGAACAAGCACCAUCCCCGGGUCUGCAGAUUGUAAAAGGAUCUUCAUCUGAUAGAUGGUUUUCAACAAUCAAGAACAACUUCAUGGAGCUGGUUGGACGCACUGACGAUCAACAUUUACUUGAUAUUCGGCAGUAGAUUCAGAACUCUUAUUGCCCCGACAAUAAGCCAAAAGGAAGAAGGAAAAUAUACACUAGAACUAUAAAUUCAUUCUUCGCGCAAUAUCUGUCCAUUUAUGGUCAUUUUUCCGUUCCUGAAACUCUCUUGUAUAUCAUUCUAUUGAACACUUCCUCGGUUUCCACGUCAUUAUUUGCAGAAUUCG
Molecule: messenger RNA, 1297 nt
Organism: Populus euphratica (Euphrates poplar)
Lineage: Eukaryota; Viridiplantae; Streptophyta; Magnoliopsida; Malpighiales; Salicaceae
Product: alpha/beta-Hydrolases superfamily protein
Exons: 12
Coding region: 91-1113 (340 amino acids)
Cellular component (GO): intracellular membrane-bounded organelle
Molecular function (GO): thiolester hydrolase activity; palmitoyl hydrolase activity
Source: RefSeq, a predicted model, not a curated record